AUGUCGACUGUUAUGCCCAGCACUGAAUUCUGCAGAAACGGUGACGUGGUGCUGAUGUCAGAUGUAAUGGAACUGAAACCGAAAGGAGGGCCUUCAGAGUUAUUCCGCAUCAGACGAAACUCCGCCCUUCCACUAGAAUCCUUCUGGACAUCUGUAGUGACAGUUUCUUGUGUCGCUGAUGAAGCUGAGCGUAACAAUCGUGCUGCCAAUUCCUUUGAACAAAUUGGCAGAUGUGUUGUUAUGCACUGCAUUCAUCAAGCCUAUUUUGGUCUUUAUUUCACGGAUUUUAUUGAGAUCGCCAUAAGUCACGGGAUCAAGUGCACAUCUUGUCCUGUGAACUUCUUUCUGGACGCGAUCAAUGAUCGCUCUGAACUAAACAUGAAUGGUACGGUGCGCACGCUGCCGCGCAAUAAAGCUACUACAUUCGUCGUGGAUAGAAUCCCUGAAGCUAUAUUCGACCUACAUCAUACUAUCGUUUUUGAUAAAAACACAGCUCCUGCGGAUGGUAUUCGAGCAAUUCGAACCGAAGGAAAGAAUGUCAUUGGUGAAAUCUCCUUGGCUAAAUUUCCUGCCAGCCAACUGUCGAAGGAAGAGGAGAGCGACGAAGAACACGUUGACCAUAUGUACAAAACUGUAUCAAGCGUAGUAGUAGAUGAACCUGAUCUCGUGUAUACCCAUUUCCUGCAACUUUCACAAUGCUAUCAAGCAAUGGCGACAAAUAACAAGAUCAUUGUUUUCACUGAUGACCUAUCAGUACGAAAAGCGUUUUAUGCGCUUGUUUCUAAUUCUGCUCGUACGGGUCUGGUCGCGGAAUCGAACACAAUGAAUCUUAUCGGUGUAUUGUCGAUCACCGAUUUCACUAUGAUACUCAUGAUGUUAUGGAAAUUUCGUGAAAAUAUUGGGGAAAUGAAGGGUACACCACUUACUCACCGUGAAUUCAACGGAAUGGAUAUUGCAAAUAUGAGCAUUAAACGGUGGAAAGAGUUGCUGAAGAAACGUAGUAGCGCAAGAGAAUUUAUAAGCAUCAAUACAAAUGAGAGCAUAUUUCGUGCUGUUGAAUUGCUCAAUAAAUAUCGUGUUCAUCGGUUACCAGUGCUUGACAAACAAUCUGGAGAUUGUACCUUUAUAUUGACUCAUCGCAGAAUUUUACACUAUAUAUGGAAAUAUUGUUCAUGUCUUUCACGACCUGACUACAUGUAUGAAAGUGCCUCUGAUCUCAAAGUAGGAACAUAUACGGGAAUUUUUUAUGCUACUCAGGAAAUGUCGCUUCUAGAAGUUCUAGAUAUGAUGAUAGAUAAUGCCAUUAGUGGUGUACCUAUAGUGGAGGAAUCUACAAUGAAAAUCGUUGACGUCUAUACUCGAUUUGAUGCUGUUUCGGCAGCACUUUCGAGAACUAUCGACAUGUCAAUCACCGUCGCUGAAGCUAUCCGUCAACGUCGUAAUAUUUGUGGAGAGCGUGAUGGUGUGGUGACAGCACCGGAGAAGGUGAUAAUGUGGGAUUUAGUGGAAACAUUUGUAGAAAAAAAUGUCCAUCGUAUUUUUCUUGUCGACGAUCUUCAACGGUUGAAGGGACUCGUCUCGUUAUCCGAUUUGAUCAUGUAUAUGGUGCUUCGACCAUCUAUCGCUUGGCAAAAUAUGAAGACAUCAAAUGUUUACAAUCAAUAA
Necator americanus (New World hookworm) is the source of this 1665-nucleotide messenger RNA. RefSeq lists its product as uncharacterized. Bases 1 to 1665 code for a protein of 554 amino acids. Gene Ontology annotation, cellular component: nucleus; nucleotide-activated protein kinase complex; cytoplasm. Lineage: Eukaryota; Metazoa; Nematoda; Chromadorea; Rhabditida; Ancylostomatidae. Gene Ontology annotation, biological process: protein phosphorylation; regulation of catalytic activity. Gene Ontology annotation, molecular function: AMP binding; protein kinase binding; protein kinase regulator activity. The transcript is spliced from 14 exons. The record is from RefSeq and is a predicted model, not a curated record.